Molecule: messenger RNA, 1640 nt
Organism: Medioppia subpectinata
Lineage: Eukaryota; Metazoa; Arthropoda; Arachnida; Sarcoptiformes; Oppiidae
Source: the annotation of a GenBank genome assembly
AGGGAGUGAUGGUAGGCAUGGGUCAGAAGGACUCGUACGUCGGCGAUGAGGCGCAGUCCAAGAGAGGUAUACUGACCCUCAAGUAUCCCAUAGAACACGGAAUUGUGACCAAUUGGGACGACAUGGAGAAGAUAUGGCACCACACCUUCUACAACGAGCUCCGAGUGGCCCCCGAAGAGCACCCGGUGCUGCUCACUGAGGCACCCCUUAACCCCAAAGCCAACAGAGAGAAAAUGACUCAGAUUAUGUUCGAGACGUUCAACACACCCGCCAUGUAUGUGGCCAUUCAGGCCGUCCUAUCGCUGUACGCGUCCGGACGUACGACCGGUAUUGUGUUGGACAGCGGCGACGGUGUGUCGCAUACGGUGCCCAUCUAUGAGGGCUACGCUCUGCCGCACGCUAUCCUGCGUCUGGAUCUCGCGGGCCGUGAUUUAACCGAUUAUCUGAUGAAAAUCCUGACCGAAAGAGGCUAUAGUUUCACGACAACAGCCGAGCGAGAAAUCCCCUCACUCGUGAGCGGUCGCGACAGACAGAGCGCCGACGACCGGACGGACCGCAAAGACAGAGAUCGACCGCCAGAGAGGCCGCGACGCGAUCGUCGCGAAGAGCGUUACGAUUAUCACUCAUCCGGUGCUGAAAACUAUCACUCAGACGACCCGAAGAGUGGUAACCGAAGUCACGACAACGAUGUGAAUCCGUACGAAUCGCUGAACGGCAGAACCCCUCUUCCCAACGGUCGCCGAUAUCGUGGCGGCGCUCGGGGUUCGCGCGGCGGCCGUUCAGCGGUGGGACCACACGUGCAACGGUCCCGCUCUCAGGCCGACCAACACGACGACUAUCCCGCAGACAUAGCCUUUUACGUGGAUUACUCGCCGGUAGACCUGACGGGCAUUCAAGUGACGCCAUUCAUUGGUCCCUAUUAUUUCAAUAACUCGAUGAUGGGUUUAGACAACGAAAUGCUUAAGGAUUACAUCAAAAAACAGAUCGAGUAUUACUUUAGCGACGAGAAUCUUCAGCGGGACUUCUUCUUGAGGCGCAAAAUGGAUGCCAACGGCUUUCUUCCCAUAUCUCUAAUCUCGUCCUUCCAUAGAGUGCAGGCACUCACACAAGACGUCCAAAUGGUUAUCGAUUCUCUCAGAGAUUCCACAUUAGUUGAAGUCGUCGAUGGAAUUAAAGUCAGACCAAGACUUACACCGGAGAAGUGGCCACUCAGUGACAAUUUGAGUGGAGCCGCGGCUGGACUUCAUGCAAACGUUCCGGCUUUCAUUCCUGGACAGCCUUAUGGCUACGGAUAUGGAGACCCAUCGCUCAAUAAUUAUGGUGAAGAGGGGGCCACUGAUGCUGAUAACGAGGCCGACAAUGAGGACAAUCGCAAUGAUAGCGUACAGAGCUUAACGAGUACUUCAAAAGAUGAUUUCAAAUCCAACGAUAUAAAGCAUAAUUGUAGACCACAAGUGACACAAGUGAACAGUAAUUGCAAACAGCCAUUAGUCGCCGACAAGAAGGAGUCUUCAUCCACAGCACCGCUCAAUGAUAUCACUCAACAAACCGCUGACAGUCCUAAAGAUGAUGACACCCAACAUAAUAAGGAGAAUACAGUUAUAUAAUUGAAUUAAUUUAAAUAUAUUUGAAUUAUUUGU